Messenger RNA from Phascolarctos cinereus (koala), 2169 nucleotides. It is a transcript of the gene LRRC4, whose product is annotated as leucine rich repeat containing 4. Gene Ontology annotation, biological process: excitatory synapse assembly; synaptic membrane adhesion; postsynaptic density protein 95 clustering. Gene Ontology annotation, cellular component: plasma membrane; postsynaptic density membrane; glutamatergic synapse. NCBI's taxonomy places the organism in Eukaryota, Metazoa, Chordata, Mammalia, Diprotodontia, Phascolarctidae. Gene Ontology annotation, molecular function: protein binding. The record is from RefSeq and is a predicted model, not a curated record.
GGUGAAUUAUGAACGUGCCACAUCAUGAAGCUCUUGUGGCAGGUAACUGUGUACCACAUCUGGAAUGCCAUCCUGCUCCCCAUCAUCUACCUCACAGCGCAAGUGUGGAUUCUGUGUGUAGCCAUUGCUGCCGCUGCUGCUGCCUCCGCUGGGCCCCAGAACUGCCCCUCCGUCUGUUCGUGCAGUAACCAGUUCAGUAAGGUGGUGUGCACGCGCCGUGGCCUGUCUGAGGUCCCCCAGGGCAUUCCUUCCAACACCCGGUACCUCAACCUCAUGGAAAAUAACAUCCAGAUGAUCCAGGCUGACACCUUCCGGCACCUUCAUCACCUGGAGGUCCUGCAGCUAGGCAGGAACUCCAUCCGGCAAAUUGAGGUGGGGGCUUUCAAUGGCCUGGCCAGCCUCAAUACCCUGGAGCUUUUUGACAAUUGGCUGACUGUCAUCCCUAGUGGGGCCUUUGAGUAUCUGUCUAAGCUUCGGGAGCUUUGGCUUCGAAAUAAUCCUAUAGAGAGUAUCCCCUCUUAUGCCUUUAACCGGGUGCCCUCCCUCAUGCGCCUGGACUUGGGGGAACUUAAGAAGCUGGAAUAUAUCUCUGAGGGGGCUUUUGAGGGACUGUUCAACCUCAAAUACUUGAACUUGGGCAUGUGUAACAUCAAGGACAUGCCUAAUCUCACACCCCUCGUGGGACUGGAGGAGCUCGAGAUGUCUGGGAAUCAUUUCCCUGAGAUCAGGCCUGGCUCCUUCCGUGGCUUGAGCUCCCUUAAGAAGUUGUGGGUCAUGAACUCACAGGUCAGCCUGAUUGAACGAAAUGCGUUUGAUGGGCUGGCCUCACUUGUAGAACUCAACUUGGCCCACAACAACCUCUCCUCCUUGCCCCAUGACCUGUUCACUCCGCUGAGGUAUCUGGUGGAGCUGCACUUACACCAUAACCCUUGGAACUGUGAUUGUGACAUUCUGUGGUUAGCCUGGUGGUUGCGAGAGUACAUCCCUACCAAUUCCACCUGCUGUGGCCGCUGCCAUGCCCCUCUGCACAUGCGCGGCCGCUACCUUGUGGAGGUUGAUCAGGCUUCCUUCCAGUGUUCUGCUCCCUUCAUCAUGGACGCACCCCGGGACCUCAACAUUUCUGAGGGUCGCAUGGCAGAACUCAAGUGUCGGACUCCCCCCAUGUCCUCUGUACGGUGGCUGCUGCCCAAUGGGACAGUGCUCAGCCACGCCUCCCACCAUCCACGGAUCUCUGUCCUCAAUGAUGGUACCCUGAACUUCUCUCACGUGCUGCUCACAGAUACAGGGGUAUACACAUGCAUGGUGACCAAUGUGGCAGGCAACUCUAAUGCCUCGGCCUACCUCAAUGUGAGCACGGCUGAGCUUAACACUUCUAACUACAGCUUCUUUACCACAGUCACAGUGGAGACCACAGAGAUCUCUCCUGAGGAUACCACCCGCAAGUACAAGCCUGUGCCCACCACAUCCACUGGCUACCAGCCAGCUUAUACCACCUCCACCACAGUGCUCAUCCAGACCACCCGUGUGCCCAAAGUGGCAGUGACUACGGCAGACACCAAUGACAAGAUGCAGACCAGCCUGGAUGAGGUCAUGAAGACCACCAAGAUCAUCAUUGGCUGCUUUGUGGCAGUGACUCUGUUAGCUGCUGCCAUGUUGAUUGUCUUCUAUAAACUUCGUAAGAGGCACCAGCAGCGCAGUACAGUAUCAGCCGCCCGGACAGUUGAGAUUAUCCAAGUAGAUGAAGACAUCCCAGCAACCACGGCAGCAGCGGCUCCAUCCAGUGUAUCAGGUGAGGGGGCAGUAGUGCUGCCCACAAUUCAUGACCAUAUUAACUACAACACCUACAAACCAGCACAUGGGGCCCACUGGACAGAAAACAGCCUGGGGAACUCUCUGCACCCCACAGUCACCACUAUCUCUGAACCUUAUAUAAUUCAGACUCACACCAAGGACAAGGUACAGGAAACUCAAAUAUGACUUUCCCUACCCCCCAAAAAAUUAUAAAAUGCAAUAGAAUGCACAAAAAAAGGACAGCAACUUUUGUACAGAGUGGGGAAAGACUUUUUUUUCUUGUAUAUGCUUAUAUAUUAAAUCUAUGGGCUGAUAAGAGAAAGAUUAUAUUAAAAUUUAAAAACAGAAACAAAAUCAAAACAAAAACUAUUUUUUAAC